Carassius auratus (goldfish) is the source of this 3486-nucleotide messenger RNA. RefSeq names its product VPS9 domain-containing protein 1-like. Gene Ontology annotation, biological process: vesicle-mediated transport. NCBI's taxonomy places the organism in Eukaryota, Metazoa, Chordata, Actinopteri, Cypriniformes, Cyprinidae. Gene Ontology annotation, cellular component: cytosol; endocytic vesicle. The record is from RefSeq and is a predicted model, not a curated record. Bases 21 to 2102 code for a protein of 693 amino acids. The transcript has 16 exons. Gene Ontology annotation, molecular function: guanyl-nucleotide exchange factor activity; small GTPase binding.
CACGCGACUGUUUUGGUAGGAUGGCUUCUCCUGAAAGUGACAGCAGUCAGAGACCGCUGCAGAACGCCAUGAGACUUGUAAAAGUGGCCAUUCAGCUGGAUACCGGCAACAGACACAAGGAGGCCUACUGUGAAUACUUGAGAAGUAUCAGCUACAUCUCUCAUGCUUUGCUUGAAGAUGCCACAUCUAAACAGAUGGAGUCGGUUGAAUUGGAGAAAAUGGUGAAACUAGUCGAGCAAUGUUUAGAGAGGAUUAAAUCAUGCAUCAUAAGAAAGCAAGAGUCCCCAACAUCUGUCCUCUCCUCCACUCCUCUGUCCGCUUCCCAGCAGACCACCAUUCCAGCUAUUAAUGUGACAGCUCGUCCCAAAAUAACAGAAACACCUAAUGCAGCUGCAUUGGUUUCUGAGACCCAAAGAAGAGAGCAGCCCACCAGACAUCGCAGAGUCCUCUCUGAGGGAGGGGAGACCAACUCCCCCUUCCUGCCCCCUGAAGUCUUCCAGAAGCUUCAGUCAGUGGAAUCACAAGACAACCGAAAGGAAUUAACGCCUAUUGAAGAAGCAUCACGUCUCAACCAGAAACUUAAGGCUAAUUAUGAGGCUCGGCUGGCAAGACUUACCCCUGGUCAAGCCACACAGAAAACCUCACUGACCCUCUCACUCCAGAGGCAGAUGAUGGAGAAUCUGAUAAUAGCCAGAGCCAGGCAAGAUGCACUUCAAAGAAAAAUGGAAGAAAGGAGACUCCGGUUGCAGGAAGAAGCCAACAGGAGGUUUGUGACCUGUGGGACCAUGACAGCUGAGGAACAAGAGCAGCGGGUUCUGUAUGCAAGUGUACUUGAAUAUGAGCAAGAUCAUGAAUGGCCAAAAAUUUGGAAAAUGAAUCUGAAAAAGAAUCCAAAUGAUCCAACACUGGUUUCAGGUCUUCUCUCAUGUCUUCUCAGCUACCCAGACCACCCAGUCAUGAAGUUGCUGAAGAGGCUUCAGUAUCGGGUGUAUAACAGACUCUAUCCUAUAGUGAGCCAGUGUGUUCCUCUGAGCACAGCGCCUGGUCACUCACUACUACCCUUAAAGCCUUCCUGCAGUGCCCAAAGCUUGUUCCUGUCAGACAGUCCUAUCUCUCCACAGCAGCAGCAGAGCCCGCUCAAAUCUUCUAUGACACACAGCUUAUCUGACGCCUCCAUCUCUUUUUCCCCAUCCCACGACCUCAAUGCCAACAACACAAUGUCUGAGAUAGACCCGGACGAGUCCUCAUCUCUGGUCUCUACAGAUAGGGAGAACUCUUUUGAGGAUCUAGAGAAGUUUCUUACUCAGCUGGACUGGGUUCCUUCUCACUGCGGUGAUGAUACAGACUCUGACGUGACCUUUGACACAACACACAUAGACCUAGAGUCUCAUGUUCAUCAUCUUGAGGAUCGUGCUUUAAAGGGACAUUUGAAGGCCAUUAUCAAAGACAUCCACAUUGCUAUUGAUCGCCUGCUGUCUCUGUGUCUUCUGUCCUUUGAAUGUCUCAACACUGCAAUUUCUAAGGACCAAUGCGUGGCAAGUAUAGAGGAAGUCUUCUUCACCCCUAUUUGGUGCCCUCUGUCUGCACUUUUUAGGAAGGUAUAUCGAGAACGGGAGCUGGCUGUUGAGAGCCGCAUGCGUCUUCAUCAUAAUGUUUCACCUGGUGAUGUUGGUGUACCAUCCAAACUGUUCCCCAGAGACCCAGCUGUGCUGCACGGUUCCUACCCUUACGAGUCAGCGGUGCAGGAGCUGAAGCUUCUGUGUAGAGACUAUUGUCCUCAGAAGAAACUGGAGUGUAUAGUGAGAACUCUACGAAUCAUCUGUGGCUGUGCUGAAGAGUACUGCCUAAUGCAAGAAAAUGAUGCUUCACCCAAAUCAGCAGCAAUAGGUGCUGAUGACCUGUUGCCCAUCUUGGCGUUCGUGGCUUUACGCAGUGCAAUGCCUCAGCUGGUGUCUGAAUGUGCUGCGUUGGAAGAAUUCAUUCACGAGGGGUAUCUGAUCGGAGAGGAAGGGUACUGCCUGACGUCACUGCAGAGCACGCUGACCUACAUUGAGUCAUUGCCCUUGGGUGGUGCUCCGCCCCUGACUGACAAACCCACCUGACGUAGAUUAAAUGAAACCCAUAGAAAAGGAGGGGCUGGGCUGUACCCCUGGAUCACAGCCAGAUGUGCUGCUAUUACCUUGAUAGAUGGAUUACAUCGACCUUGCUGAACCCUGAACUUCUUAAAGUGAAUUUUUGCUGUUUGUUUCUGCCCACAGGGUGAAGUUUCUGUUUAAGGUAGUGUUACUGAAAUAAUGAUAGUUUACGGUGGCUUAAUUUCUAAUUAGAUUACCCAAUGGAGACUGUUAAGCAUGCCAAAACGUCAAACAAACUUCCAGCGUCAGCUAGAAUCAUAGACAAAACUUUCUUUGCUUUUUCUUCUGUACCAGUCUCUGCUCUUAAAGUAGCUUGCUGGCUCGCUUGCAUAGUUUGUGUUCAUCCAGUUUAAUUGGAGCUGUUUGUGCUUUGGUUCUAGGGGCCUUAGCCUACGGAACGAUCUCAUGGUGUUUUGACCGUCCUCAGGAGUUGGUGUAUCGAUAAUGUUUAGUCCCAAAUCAGGCCAGACAUCAGUUCUGUUCAAAUCUUCUCCACCUUCUGCUUUGAAGGGACUGGUGAAGGUUAUUCAUGUGGGCGCUACAGGGCAGGUUCAUCUGAAAGUGGUUUAAAAAUAUAUAUAUGAGACUGAAUGGGAUGAAAUUAGCAAGAUGUUAGGAAAGGACUCAAAAGUUUUUUUUUUAUGUGUAUAUAUUCUAAUCCCAUUUUUGAUUUUUAUUUUUUUUCUCCUCUUGUCCAAAUGAACUUCCCAGAGAAUUUUACUAUGGAAAUGAAAGACUAAAGCACUACUAGCGUUUGUCAUCCUGUAACACCCUAUUUAUUAAACCAUAUAAAAAGUGACACUAAUUCAGAGUUUUUGUAUUAUUUUAGCUCAUCAUUUUAUCAAUUUUGAGCUUAAAUGGUUAGGAGAAAAUGGCGAAAAAUUGUUGAAAACAAUCAUAUAUACAUAAACUCUAAGCUGUGCAUUUCUUUUCUUUUUUUAAAUAUAUUAACUUAUUUAAAUGCUUUUCACUCUAAUAGUCAAAGAAGUGAAAUCAAUGUGAAAAAAAAAAGAUUGGAUGUGCAAGAAAGAUUAAUGCUGCUGAACCAUGUAUUCAGUCUGACGUUGAAUGGAUUGAAUGGAAAAUAGGCAUAAUAAAAUGUGUGCAUGCAAAUGCAUAAAUGUAUAUAUUUAUAUAUUUUGUCUGAGCAGAAUGUUUGUUGCUGAACAUAUGUUAUGUAAUGUGAGUUGAAUGUAGCCUGAAUCUCUUUGCCUGAAAGACAGUGGCCAUGUUUUUUACAAAACCUUCCCAAGUUCUCCAUACCUGAUCUUUGGAUUGGAUAAUGCACAUGGGCAUGGUUUGAAAGUGCGUGGCAUGUGAAUUUUCGAACAAUAAAGACAUAUGUAACCCA